This is a messenger RNA of Jatropha curcas, 2478 nucleotides long. Its product is annotated as O-fucosyltransferase family protein. Lineage: Eukaryota; Viridiplantae; Streptophyta; Magnoliopsida; Malpighiales; Euphorbiaceae. The record is from RefSeq and is a predicted model, not a curated record. Gene Ontology annotation, cellular component: cytoplasm.
CAUUUCAGCUGCUUUUAAAACGUUAGCCUCUCCCUCUCUCUCUCCCUCCCUGUGAUUUCCCGACUAGUUUCCAGGCCAUUCUCGCCGGAAUCUCGUCGGGAAGCAUAUUUCUCUAGCUAAUCUUUCUUUUCUAUACUUACUUUUUCUUUUACGCUUAAGUCAUUAUUAUACAAGUGACCACAAUUUUUUCUUUUUCUUUAAGAGAUUUUUCGAUACAAGUUUAUUCUGAAAUAAGGUUUUUUUGUCACGAUUUAGCAAAGAUCAUUGCUCAUUAUUUCUGGGUUUUUGGUUUGGAUAUUCUGUUGCAGUUGUUUUGGAGUUGUAUGAUAAGGUGACAAGAUUAGGUGAUUUUGGAGAUUAAAGUAACAAGAACAUGAAGCUGUUGGUUUUACUUUCAUUAUUUUAAUUGCAAAGUUUAUAUAAUCAAGGAAAGGUUUUAUAGUUUUAAGGCUUUCUUGAUUAUCUUAAUCAAGUUUAAAGAAUCUCAUUGUCUCUUUUAGAGAUGGGCUUAUUAAAUACUUUUUAGCUUCCUUAAAUUUUGUUGAAUCUUGCAUCUGUUCUUUAAGGGGUUUGUUUAAGUGGGUUUGGUGAAUUGGAGCGAAAGAGAAAAGGAAAAUGUUAAAAAUGUUGAAGACGGAGAACUCUGUUAAAGAGUGGGAGGUGAAAGUGAAGCUCUUGGGAGAUGGAAAGGUUGAUAAGUUGAAGAAUUCAAUGGUUUCAAGGUCUCCAAUGAAACUAUGGAUUUUAAGGGCAAUUACAACUGCUUUGUUAUGGACUUGUGUAGUUCAGUUAAUGGCUUUGGGAGAGAUGUGGGGGCCAAGAUUGUUAAAGGGUUGGCCUUCUUGUUUUAGUCAAUCUGAUGUCCACCUAUCUUCUAUUCCUCCCAAAGUUGUUCUUCCUCCAAAGAGGGUUUAUAAGAAUAAUGGGUAUCUUAUGGUUUCCUGCAAUGGAGGACUCAACCAAAUGAGAGCAGCAAUAUGUGAUAUGGUUACCAUUGCUAGAUAUCUAAAUGUAACUCUUAUUGUCCCGGAGUUGGAUAAAACCUCAUUUUGGAAUGACCCAAGUGAGUUUCAAGACAUAUUUGAUGUUAAUCAUUUCAUCACUUCCUUGAAAGAUGAGGUUCGUAUAUUGAAAGAGCUACCGCCUAGAAUCAAACGAAGAGUUGAAUUGGGGAUGUUCUACUCACUGCCGCCAGUUAGUUGGUCAAAUUUAUCUUACUACCUACAUCAGAUUCUUCCUCUGGUGCAAAAGUACAAAGUAGUCCAUUUGAAUAAAACUGAUUCUCGUCUUGCUAACAAUGGACUACCUCUUGAAAUUCAAAAGUUGCGUUGCCGUGUAAAUUUUAAUGCUCUGAGAUUUACACCACAGAUAGAGGAGUUGGGUAGAAGGGUGGUUAGAAUGUUGAGGGAGAAAGGCCCCUUCCUUGUCCUUCAUCUUCGAUAUGAAAUGGAUAUGUUGGCGUUUUCCGGCUGCACUCAAGGUUGCAACAGUGAGGAGGUUGAGGAACUGACCAGAAUGAGAUAUGCUUACCCCUGGUGGAAGGAAAAAGUUAUAAAUUCUGAAAUGAAGAGGAAAGAAGGUUGGUGUCCUUUGACGCCUGAGGAAACUGCUCUUGUAUUAAGCGCACUGGGAAUUGAUCAUAAUAUUCAAAUUUAUAUUGCUGCUGGAGAAAUAUAUGGUGGAGAAAAAAGAAUGAAGACUUUGGCAGCAACCUUCCCAAAUGUGCAGGUUAGGAAAGAGACUCUGCUGGAAUCAUCAGAUUUGAAGUUUUUCCAAAACCACUCAUCCCAAAUGGCAGCAUUGGAUUAUCUUGUGUCACUGGAGGGUGACAUAUUUGUUCCUACAUAUGAUGGCAAUAUGGCUAAAGUAGUGGAAGGCCAUCGCAGAUUUUUAGGCUUCAAAAAGACAAUCUCAUUGGACAGAAAGCUUCUAGUUGGUUUAAUAGAUCAAUACAACAAGGGAUCAUUGAGUUGGGAUGAAUUCUCUACCACUCUAAAGCAAGUUCAUGCAGAUCGAAUGGGGAAUCCGAAGACAAGAGUUGUCAUACCAGAUAAACCAAAGGAAGAAGAUUAUUUCUAUGCAAAUCCACACGAGUGUUUGCAACUGUUAGAUGAAACAUGGAGUAGCACAUGAUCUUAGUCAUGCCAACAAGAUGGUCAUCCUUGUACUCAAUUCCUAUAUGCAUAUAUCGAAGAAAAAUGGCCUAAUUUAUCACAUGGAGGCUUAGGCACGGAGGAUUUCAUUCUGUUUGUCAAGCUAAACUUGAAAGAGCUAACUGCCUCAAGCCUGGCUCUUCUUCGCAGCAUGACCAAAAGUAUUUAUAGUUAUUUUUUAAUAACCAGAAUGUGUAUAGUGAAAAAAGGCGCAAUUAUCGAUGCUAAUAUCCAGUUACCUGGAUUGUAAAGAAGGAUAAUGGAAAAUUUUCCCCAUGGGGAUUUUGAGACGUAUUGUGCAUUUCUUCUCUAUAAUUUUUCAGCA